Molecule: messenger RNA, 1479 nt
Organism: Thamnophis elegans (Western terrestrial garter snake)
Lineage: Eukaryota; Metazoa; Chordata; Lepidosauria; Squamata; Natricidae
Product: cytochrome P450 2C25-like
Exons: 9
Coding region: 1-1479 (492 amino acids)
Biological process (GO): xenobiotic metabolic process; arachidonate metabolic process
Cellular component (GO): cytoplasm; intracellular membrane-bounded organelle
Molecular function (GO): heme binding; iron ion binding; oxidoreductase activity, acting on paired donors, with incorporation or reduction of molecular oxygen, reduced flavin or flavoprotein as one donor, and incorporation of one atom of oxygen
Source: RefSeq, a predicted model, not a curated record
AUGACGGUCAUAGGGAUAAUUUUGGUUUUUUUGCUGCUUGUUUUGUUGAUUCUCUUCUUCCUGAAACAACAUUGGUCCCGAAGAAAUUUGCCUCCUGGGCCUUUGCCUCUGCCAUUCAUUGGGACCUUAUUGUCAGGUGGGCUUACACUCCGUGAAGAUUACUUCCGUAAGCCUGUAAAACGAUAUGGAACUAUAUACAGCUUAUGGUUUGGGCACCAACUUACGGUAGUGCUGUCUGGAUUCAAAACUGUGAAAGAAGGACUGACCGACUUCCCAGAUGAAUUCUCAUAUCGACCAGAGGAUCCUUUCUUGGAGGCUUUUGGGAAAGGAAUGGGAAUCGUUUUCUCCAAUGGCCACUCCUGGAAACAGCAACGACGUAUUGGCAUCACUUCUCUGCGGAAGCUGGGCCUGGGGAAGAAAAGCAUUGAGCAUCAGAUAGAAGCCGGGGCUCAAACGUUGGUGGAGGUCUUUAGACAAACAAAAGGGCAACCAUUUGACCCUUCACUUUCAGUCCUAAAUGCGGUUGCUAAUGUCAUAUGUGCUUUGAGUUUUGGACAUCAGUUUUCUACAGAAGAUGAAGAUUUCAAGCAGCUGGUUGUCGCUCUUAAAACUAUUUUUAAAUUCUUUUGCGGCUUUUUCCAUGCGGUGUAUGAUUUGUUCCCACAAAUAAUGAAUUACCUACCAGGCCCUCACAAGGAUGCCCUGGGUGCUCUGGAUUUUAUCAUUGAAUUUAUAAAGCAUGAAAUAGAGGAACACAAGGAAUGUCACUCUCUGCACGAGCCGCAAGAUUUCAUUGAUUACUAUCUUCUUCAGAUGGAAAAGAGCAGGAAUGACCCUGACUCUACCUAUUAUGAAGACAACCUGGCUCAGUGUAUUGCUGAUUUUUGUGGUGCUGGAACAGAGACAAGCUUUGGUACACUGAUGUGGGCACUGCUUCUCUUGACAAAUCAUCCUGACAUUCAAGAGAAAGUCCAGAAAGAGAUUGAAGAUGCGUUUGGCUCAUCAGGGUCAAUUUCCUAUCAGGAUCGGAGGAAGCUGCCCUACACCAAUGCUGUGAUUCAUGAAAUGCAACGUUUAAAAUAUGCAUUAAUGUAUGGGAUUCCAAGGCAAUGCAACAAGGAUGUGACGAUGAGGGGAUAUCACAUUCCGAAGGGGACCUUUAUCAUCACAGACCUUCGCUCUGUCCUUCUUGAUCCUGAACAAUGGGAGACACCGGAAGAAUUCAAUCCAAAUCACUUUUUAGAUAAGGAUGGGAAGUUCAUUAACCGAGAAGAGUUCCUGUCCUUCGGAAUGGGUGAACGUGUAUGUGUGGGACAGCAGCUGGCAAGAAUUGAGACCUUCGUCUUUCUGACCAGCCUGUUGAGGGCCUUCAGCUUCCGGUUGCCUGAAGGAGUGAAAGAACUCAAUGAAGAUCCUAUUCCAAAGAUGACAAUGCACCCAUACCCUUACAAACUGUGUGCUAUUCCCAUACAGGCAUAA